CUACGGUUUUGACAGAUUUGUGGCCAGCGCCCGAGGUGGAAAACGAGGAGAUUCGUUCUGGGACGUAUAUUCCGAUAUAGAAGCGGCAGCCCGCGACUUUGCAAUACAAGGCUGCAUGCGUAAAGCGGCAUCAUUCACAGUGGAAGAAUUGGCAGAUUAUAUUGACACCAAAUAUCGUGAAAUACAUGGCUUACCGAAAGACGGCUCAGGUUACAUUCGCUCGGUUAAGAGCUGCCGCUUAGAUUUGGAAAGAUGGGGAAUAACUCAUUCGGCAAACAAAUCUCGUCCUUAUUUCGUCGGUCAUGAGAGGAGCGAUGUUAUUGAGCACAGAAAUACAAUCGUCGAUUCUUUUUUAUCGAGAGAACUUCCGUUACUUCCGUUCAAGAAAGAAUUUGAAAAUCAUAAAUUUGAAGUUCUCGUAGAUAACGCCACUACGCAUACAACAAAACUUUAUUCUGUUCAUGACUUUCGCAAAGGUGAGGGAUUUCGAUGUCCCAUUGACUUUAUUGAAUGGCAAGACGAAAAUGAGCAGCCUCAGAGAUUAUCGUGCUAUUACGAUCAAAAUAUUAAAGGCGGCUGUUCCAAAGGACUUUUAGUUUUAGCAAAAGAAUUAGGCUUAAAUUAG
This is a messenger RNA of Didymodactylos carnosus, 625 nucleotides long. Lineage: Eukaryota; Metazoa; Rotifera; Eurotatoria; Philodinida; Philodinidae. The record is from the annotation of a GenBank genome assembly.